GUUUAAUUGAAACUCCGGAAAGUUCCAUUAUGUGAUGAAUGUCAUAAUAGAUUAUCUAGAAAUUGACAAGCAAACAAUUGAGUUCUAAUUAUGUUGGUCAAUAUAGGUCAAAACGAUAUAAAUAUGAACUACAGGAAGUGAGGUUGAAUAAUGUGUGGCCAUGGCUUUUCCUGUAAACAGACGGGGUUAGGCUUACUCUCGGAUUUAUGUAAUUAUAACUUGUCAAUUUUUUUUUAAUUUGUAGGUUUAGAUGUUUUUGAAUUAGCCUAAAAUGAAAAAAAAAGCCUAUUCAGUAAUUCCAUAAGACUACCAACCUAAAUACCACUUACAAAUUUUCGACUACUAACAGCCACGAAUCGUGACGCGUUAAUGACGCGUUCCUACACCCCCUCCCUCCCCCAAAGCAGGAUUACACAACCAAGUAUUAAUAUUAUAUUAGGAAUAAUAUGAAGCCAAAUAUCCUUAUCAACAUUCUCUCUCAACAUAAAUUCCACCAACAACCUUUGCUAAUCACCCACGACAGUUUCCGUUUUACCAACAGAGCCUGCUUUCAGCAGCUCCAUAUAUUGUGACUCGUUAAUGACGAGUUCCUGGUACACCCAUCCCUCUCCCAAAGCAAAACAGGCAUACUGUACAAUGUUUAAUAUUAAGAAUAACAUGGAAGCCAACAUGCUGUUAUUGAUAUUUCAUGCCUGACUGUAUCUGUGAGCUAUUACGACCUCGACACGCACGUAUGUCCACAUUAAAGUUUUGGCAACAGUGCAUGUGUGCAGUACCGUAAUUCCGCGAACACAAUAUGCCCAGCAAGUUUAAUUUUCGAGUGUAGUGAAACGUCAUUCAAGUCGAUAGUAGGCCUAGGCUAUCUGUUAAUACGCCUGCAAGACUGCUUCAGUGAUUCAAACACGACCAGGCGCUUAAUUAAAAUACUAAAAGAUGCAACAGACAAAAAAGAAACGAAGGACACGGCUGGGUACCUACCCUGUAUCAGAUUAUGACCUCAUUGACGGCAAUACGAACGGUGACGCCGUAGAAAUUCGCCGUAUUUCAUUUUCUGUUGAUGUUCGCCUUCAGUCUGCCGUUCAAGAGAAAGACAAUUAUGAAUUAUGUUGCUUGUUAUCGACAUACCGAGCUUCACUGAACAUUAAUACGUCGAAUCACGUCGGCAUGACUGUUCUUCAUCAAGCAGUCUUAAAUAACAAUCUCGAUUCCGUCAAGUUACUUCUAUCACACGGUGCCGACCCAGACAUCUCCGACAUUAACGGCUUUUCGUCUCUCCACACCGCGUCUGCGUGUGGCUACAGGAAUAUUGCGUCAUUAUUAAUUAUUAACGGUGGAAAUUUAUUUCAAAGAACACUAGAAGGCGAUUAUCCGGUAACGUUGGCAAAUGACGGCGUUACGGCGGAUUUGUUGGCGACGGAAAUGUCUUCUCAACUUCAAAAUCGCAUAUUGCUUGAAAACUAUGGUUUUUUAUAUAAAUGUAUUGAUUUAUAUCAUUAUAUCAAGACGAAUACCGCAUACUGUUUGAAGUUACUUUUACAAUGGGUAACACAGAUUCGGGAUUUUAUUGCAUCAACUACGGAUAAAAUUGAAAAUGAACAAGGGAAUAGAAAGACAACAGGGUUGAUAAAACGGGUUACGUUCUCGAACGAAAUUACACCUCCUUCAAUACAAGAAAAGAUAAAUCCACGUUUAGAUAAAUCUAGGCCUAUGUCGAUUACCACUGUGACGGAAUGAAUGCAUCUUUUGUAGAUAUCGUUACGUGAAUAGAGCAUUAUCGUGCGUCAUUGACUUCUACAGGCUUAGGCCUAAUUUGAGUUAUGGCGGGCAACUCGUAGUCGAUGCUAACAGUGAUAACUGCUCCGCAUGCAGACGACUCAGCUUCCCUGUUACCGCAACAUGGUUAAAAUGCACUUUACCAUGCAUGUUACGGAUGCCGAGAACUUGUUGAGAUAGGGUUUGGCUACCGCUACGGAAUUACCGUUGUACUGAUCAAUUCAAGCCGUUUUAAGAGAUUUUGUAUACGGUAUUUAUUAUUUUUAUGAAUAGUGUUCAAUUUAAAAGUGAGUUAUAACAAGAGAUAUAAAAAUAAAUACCUCCUUUGUUAUAACAAACAACAAGCCUUGUGCCUAAUAAUAAAUUAAUUAUUUUACAUGCUAAUGCAAAAGUGCUUAACAGGU
Messenger RNA from Anneissia japonica, 2177 nucleotides. RefSeq names its product protein phosphatase 1 regulatory subunit 12A-like. The record is from RefSeq and is a predicted model, not a curated record. Gene Ontology annotation, cellular component: cytoplasm. Gene Ontology annotation, molecular function: enzyme inhibitor activity; protein binding; phosphatase regulator activity. NCBI's taxonomy places the organism in Eukaryota, Metazoa, Echinodermata, Crinoidea, Comatulida, Comatulidae. The transcript is spliced from 2 exons. The coding region runs from base 934 to 1734 and encodes 266 amino acids.